ACAGGGCUUUACGUAACGUGACGUCAAAGAGCGGGAAGUGCAAAUCUGUUUACGGAAGUUGCUGAGGAAAACCCGUGUUAACUUGAUUUUUAUCAUUAUUAACCAUUUUAUUUCAAUAAUUCCGUUUAAUUUUAAUUAUAUGUUAUAUGAGGUAACACUGCUCUUUGCGUUUGACGAGUGGUAGCUUUAUUUAAACGUCAUAUUUCAAUGGAUAUUGAGGUCGAUAUAAUUGAGUUUAAAGUUCCUAUUGAAAACAACAAAACCAUUUUUAUUUGGGACAUACAGCCGAUAUUUUCAGAGGCGUAUAUUUUUGAGUCCUUGUGGAAAGUGUAUUCAGCAUUUGGAGCUCUCUAUCUGGUGAAGGUGUGUCCCAAUGCCACAGUAGCUGAACCGGGCUUCUACGCACUGGUGAAGUUUUACUCAGCAGUUCAAGCGUCCAAAGCUCAACGGGCCACUGAUAAACAAUGUCUUUUUCAAAACUCGCCUGUAAAGGUCAGACUGAGUACAAAACAAAAUCUCGCCUUUUAUACUUCUAAACCUCUGAGUCUUUCCAAAUGUCUGGACCUGGCCCAUCACUAUCUGGGCUUUAGUGGCUGGUCUACUCGCAUUAUAACUUUGAAGGAUCUCUCAAGUUGUGUGGAUGCUGGGUGCCCAGAAGAAAGAGACAGUCAGGGUGUGAUUUUGAAAUAUGGCUGCGUAGUAGAGUUGACUCUUAAACAGCAUGAAGUGAGCUGUCGGGGGGUUGGUGUGGCAGAAGAGAUCAUCGACAGUGAUCGGGACCCAGAGGAAAAGCUGAGAAAAAGAGGUACACUGAUGAAGCGAGCCAAAGACAAAGCUGUAGUGAGUGCCUUUGAAAAAGUGCUUCUCAUGGUCCUGGGAAAUGGAAAAAUAGCAAUUGAAUGCAGGUUUGAUCCAGAUGAGAUUCUUCCAGAGGAAAAUUCUGAAGGAGUCAUAAAGGUUAAUGACAUUCCCUGGAAUGAGUUAGAUGGUGCUGACAGUAAUACUGAAGAGGACUUCCCAUGGGACCUCACUGUGGAUGUCCCUCAGUGACACCUGCCUUUAGACCAGCUUUGCCUAUCCACAAGCAGCCAAUAUUUUCCAGAUAAGUGACAACCAAAAAAAAAAAGUUCCCCAUUUUGAACGAGAAAUUAGGUUUUGAGGGUUUGCAUUUGAUGGAGGGAAAUAUAAGCUUAGGUACUUUUGUGUUAAAAUGAAUGCUUUGCAAACAAUUCAGUCACAACAGUGUUACAGUUUUACAAACAGUAUUUUUGUUACAAUGUGCUAAAGUGCUUCGUAUUUGACAAAAAAACAAAGUAUGUUUUAUUAUUUUUUUAAAUAAGUUCCAGAGCUUUUGUGGCUGUGGUCUGGUUUAAGACCGCAAGCAUGGCCAAAACUAAAACCCACUUAUAGAAACUAGAAUCCUGAGAGCAGGAAUACAAGAGAAAACCUCAGAUUAUCAAAAACGUGCAAACAUUUAAAAGUGACCGUAAUGUCACUGUGUUUCAAGCAAACUUUGUGGUUAACCUCACGAUCUCAGUUCAACUGGCUGAACAUUUCACUUCUUUAUUUUCAUAAAAACACUUUUUGUUUUUUGUGUUUCUGAUAUGUUGCAGUAAACUCAAGACACACCAUUGGUUUGAAUGUCAAGCCAGGUAUCAAUAUUAACUUAUAUUAAGUAACAUUAGCAUUUAUUAUUGCCACCUUUGUUGGGCAUAUCACUUGCAUAAUUAAAAAAAAAAUGUUUGUUUAAUGUUAUGGGUUAUAAUGUGUAAAAUAAAAUGUUUAAUAGGAGUA
Molecule: messenger RNA, 1794 nt
Organism: Misgurnus anguillicaudatus (oriental weatherfish)
Lineage: Eukaryota; Metazoa; Chordata; Actinopteri; Cypriniformes; Cobitidae
Gene: rdm1
Product: RAD52 motif containing 1
Cellular component (GO): nucleolus
Molecular function (GO): RNA binding
Source: RefSeq, a predicted model, not a curated record